CUCUUAUCCUCCUCCCACACUUUCAUACCAACAAAACAAACAAGGCUUCUUGUUCAAAGGUUGUAAUGGCUGAACGAGUUGCACACCCUGGCCCUCGGGAUCGUUCUGUUUUAGUUAUGAUACCCGGUGAGCAUCGUGCCGAUCGUGUGUGGCACGAAUCAGCAUUUCGAGAUGACAAACUGAGGUGCCAUCACUAUUCGUCAUGUGCCUAUGUUGAUGAUGGUCCGCGUCAUCCUAGGGUGGUACGGUUGUUGAGAGCAUCUGGGUUUCACGGUGUCGAGAGAAUAGGACAAAUACAGUUAGAUUGGUCACUUCUGACUGCGUUAGUGGAGAGGUGGAGACCCGAGGUACACACAUUUCAUUUGCCCUUUGGUGAGGUAGGAUGUGCAAGUGUUGUUGGGGUUGCCCAUUGACGGCAUACCACUCAUUGGUCCCACGAUUACUGAUAAGGCAGCGUUGUUGCAGAUGUGUGCACAGUCUGUUGGUUUUAUACCAGAAGAUGAUGAUUUAAAUUCAGCUACCAUAAAAGUAACAAAUAUCCACCCCAUUCCAUUAACCGAUUGGAGCACUGAAAACGAGGUGACUCAACACACUAGGGCCCUCAUUUGGCAGUUGUUAGGUGAUUCAUUUUUCCCUACCACUAGUGGAAACAUGGCUAGUUGGUAUUUCUUGGAGUUGUUGCAGGGGAACUUAGUAGAUGUGCGCCGAUGGAGCUGGGGCUCAGCGGUCUUGGCCUAUCUGUAUCACACCAUGUGUAAGGCGGCCAAGGCCCAGGCUAAACAGAUUGGAGGAUGUUUAAUCCUUCUACAAAUCUGGGCAUGGGAAAGAUUGCCGAUGGUUCAACCCCAAGGUCAUCUCCCACUUGACCAUAUAUUGGAUUUUCCGUAUGCUGUUAGGUGGGCGUGUCAACAUGAUUGGCAGCAAACAAAUAGAUUUUCGUUACGGGUAUAUAGGGACCAACUAGAUCAGAUGACGAAAGAUGAGUUCGAAUGGAUCCCCUAUCCGUUGAUGAACCUUCCAGCAUAUUGUCAUUAUGCGAACAAUUUGUGGGCUGCGGAGGUUCCAUUGAUUUAUACACGUUUUUCUGAGGCACACUAUCCUAGGAGGUUUUGUCGUUAAUUCAACGCAUAUCAGGAUCGACCCGCUCCGGUUGUGGUAUGGCAUCGUCACCACAAUAGUGGAUCACGUUUCAUGGUCGAGCUUGUUGAAGAAUGGGCAUUACGGUGGAACAAAAUAUUCCCACUUCAGUGGGUUGACGAAGGUCCUUUCAUUAGUGAUGAGUACCGCGAGUGGUACCGUAAUGUAGGAAAACGAUGGCUCACAAACCCGUGUGUUGAUCGUCCCACUCAGGGAUUCGUUCCUGCUCACCCACAAACGCCUAUUGCGAUUCAAUGUUUGGGUGAGAUAAUUCGCCGAUUACGAGUCAGAGAUGAUCCGGAUGACAUCAUUGCGCACGGUGUAGAGUGUCUUACACGACUUGGUGCAGAAGAAGCGAUUGAUCAUGACAUCAUCACAUAUGAAGCUGCAGAUGUUGAUCCUCUCACUGCUCAUCGUCCCCCACGCCCUCAUCGUGGGAGGGGUGGUCCCACACGCGGAAGGCGAAUUGGCCGGGGUAACGUUCGGAUGGGGGAUGCUGGCACCCAUGAUGAUGCACAUCUGCAUUCUCAAUCCUCUCGUGCCAGUUCAUACCAUCCAUCUCCGGUGCAUCAACCACAUGUGUACUCCACACCCACCAGUCCAAAUAUUCCUAUAUUCGAUGCAGGACCUAGCUUUUCCCAUUCAUCGGUGGAUUGGAUGAUCGACUUAUUUGGCUCUGAGACCGCAGGACCGAGCACCCAACCUGUUGUUGAGGUUAGGCCGAGAUGGGAGCCUCGCAGUCGUGAGACAGAUUCAGACGAAUCCGAGUAGUUGUAAUAAAUUAUAUCAUUGUAGCUAUAUUAAAUCUAUUAUAUAUGUUGUGGUUGAUAUUGAAUAUUUUAUCAGAUAAAAUAAUGUCUCUGGUCAGAUUAAAAAGAAUACUUUA
Cuscuta europaea is the source of this 2023-nucleotide messenger RNA. The record is from the annotation of a GenBank genome assembly. Lineage: Eukaryota; Viridiplantae; Streptophyta; Magnoliopsida; Solanales; Convolvulaceae.